AUGAUUGAGCAAUUCAUCAAUUUCGUGAUUAGGCCGCCGAGGGCGGACUAUAACCCGGAUCAGUAUCUGUGGGAAAAGGAAUUCUCCCUCGCUGGUAGAACGUACCAAAGGCAGGAUUUGGAGCUCAAGAAUGCCAGAGGCUAUACCUUAAAGUGUAGUCAUUAUCUCCCUUCUCCGUUUCCUGAAGAUACAUCUCUUCCUUGUGUUGUAUAUUGCCAUGGAAACAGUGGAUGUAGGGCAGAUGCGAAUGAAGCUGCUGUAAUUCUUCUUCCAUCAAAUAUUACUGUUUUUACCCUUGACUUCUCAGGGUCGGGUUUAUCUGAUGGAGACUAUGUUAGCCUUGGUUGGCAUGAAAAAGAUGAUCUGAAGAUUGUGGUGUCGCAUUUGAGAAGCAACAAGCAAAUAUCCCGUAUAGGUUUAUGGGGACGAUCAAUGGGCGCAGUUACUAGCCUUCUUUACGGAGCUGAAGACCCUUCUAUUGCUGGAAUGGUAUUGGAUAGCGCCUUUUCAAACUUAUAUAAUCUCAUGAUGGAGCUAGUGGAUGUUUAUAAAAUCCGACUUCCAAAGUUCACUGUUAAAAUGGCUGUACAAUACAUGCGGCGGGUUAUUGAGAAGAAGGCAAAGUUUGAUAUCAUGAAACUGAACUGUGUUCUGGUUGCACCGAAGACAUUCAUUCCUGUUUUAUUUGGACAUGCAAGUGAUGACAAAUUCAUUCAGCCACACCACUCCGAUCUCAUCUCUGAAUCCUACGCGGGUGAUAAAAAUAUCAUAAAAUUUGAUGGCGACCACAACUCUUCUCGGCCACAAUUCUUUUAUGAUUCAGUUUCCAUUUUCUUCUACAAUGUCCUCCGUCCUCCUCAAGUUUCUAUUGCUGAAAAGCUCGAGAAAUAUUAUGAUUUGGGGGAUUUGAAACUCGGUUCCGGUGUGGAUGAGAGCGUAUUAUAUGAGAUUCUCUCUAGUCUACGGUCUGCACCUACUGAUGCUGCAAGUUCAUCUUCUGCAUUUCCAACAAUAUCUGAAACAAAUUCAGUUACCGAACUUCUUUCGGAAGCAGCUCCACUGGCUGAUGCAGAGCCUUUGUUUGAAGAAGAUACGAGAGACAAAAAUGAUGAAGCCGCAAAUGUGCAGGGUAAGCUAAAUGGCCAGAUUGAAGAUUGUUGCUCAUAUACAAGCUCGACUAGAGAAAGUUGGGGAAGAUGUUCUUCUUUAGGAGGCAGUGAUCAAGAAUCUUUUGCAGAUUUAAGUGCUGAUGAUAAACACUCUCAGAACACGGUGAAGGUAUUUGCAACACCUUUGCGGAGCAUGAAAGAGAAGUCAUCUGAUCCAAAAGAAGAUGAAAAGACGCACAAGAAGAAUAAAAAGAAGAAGAAUAAAGCCGAAACGGUUGCAAAGAAACCAAGGAGUGACAGAUUUGAGAAGCUGGAGGCUCUCAGUAGACGCUUGCGGCUUUGCCUUCUAAAGGGGUCAGUCCAUCGAAGAAACAAGUCAUCUUGA
Vicia faba (fava bean) is the source of this 1494-nucleotide messenger RNA. Lineage: Eukaryota; Viridiplantae; Streptophyta; Magnoliopsida; Fabales; Fabaceae. The record is from the annotation of a GenBank genome assembly.